Molecule: messenger RNA, 2024 nt
Organism: Exophiala mesophila
Lineage: Eukaryota; Fungi; Ascomycota; Eurotiomycetes; Chaetothyriales; Herpotrichiellaceae
Exons: 2
Coding region: 732-1718 (328 amino acids)
Biological process (GO): carbohydrate metabolic process
Cellular component (GO): extracellular region
Molecular function (GO): cellulose binding
Source: RefSeq, a predicted model, not a curated record
GGUCACUCUUCUGAGCUUUGAAGUGACUUGUCUGGUUGUACUCCUUUUCGGUUGCUAUCAUACAAACGCCUGGCCAGAACUUCGCCAUCCAUGGCGAGCCGAACUUUAAACUUUGAAGCCUACAGAAUACCUGUUAUGCAACACUUGAAACACACCCAUGCUGGUCCAAGCCUUGCCAGUCACCAUCGGCACCGCUUCGCGAUACCGACAGCUUGGCCAUUCUAUUCUCGACCUGGACUAACUAGCUACGUUACGGAGAAACAGGCCGACGUUCUGUUGUUUAUUUCUCGGUGGACUGCUAUCAAUCUUACUGUUGGCCCUUUGUUCAACAUCGGUGUUCUCUGUCCUCGCAGGCCAUGCGUACUUGGUUUCUGAUGCCAUUCUAUCUCUUGGUCUUUCCGAGGACUACGCUUUUGCGAAAUUACAGAAUCCACAAAGCCAUUUGGUUGCCCUUCAGGGGCUCACAAGUUUCCUGCUCCAGCCUCUAAUCGUGUCUCCAAAUGGCACGGGCUUCAACACCACAGAAGUAUAAAGGCCCGGUGAGUUCUUCGUAGUCAAUUACUGCUUUCCAGGUUCAAACUGCCAUUCCCACUUUGCCAUUCUUUACGGCCUCUGUGAGCUGCCCGUCGCCGGUCGACAUCCAUUCGUUCCAACAAAAAGUCACUCUCUCAGCCAAGUCGUUCAUCCCUUUCAUUCCCCACGUCUUCGUUGUUUGGUCCAUAACAGCAGACAUGUUCAAGUCUCUGGGUCUUCUCACCCUUGCGGCUACUGCGAAGCUAGCCUCGAGCCAUGCUACCAUAUUCAAUGCUCACAUCAACGACAUCGAUCAAGGUCGUGGCGAUUCUGCAGCUGGAUAUAUUCGGGCACCUCCGAACAAUUCACCACUGGUGGAUGUCACCUCCAAGGAUAUGAUCUGCAAUGUGAAUAAUUUCCCAGUAGCCAAGACGCUCUCUGUCAAGGCUGGGGAUAAGUUCAGCUUUGAAUGGCACCACAAUACGGCAGGCCCCGAGGAUGACAUUAUCGACCCAUCUCAUCAGGGCCCUGUGCUUGUCUACAUUGCUCCCACGACUGAAGGCACCGCUGGCAAUGGUUGGGUCAAGAUCUACGAGGACGGCUUUGACGGUAGCUUUGCGGUUGACAAACUGAUCAAGAACCGAGGCAUCCACUCAAUCAUCAUUCCAGAUAUCCCUGCUGGUGAAUAUCUUCUACGGGCCGAGAUCAUCGCUCUCCACGAAGGAUUCUUUCUCAAUGGUGCUCAGUUCUACCCGGGCUGCAUCCAGAUCGAGAUCACUUCUUCUGGCACCACUCCUCUGCCAUCGGGGUCAACAAUUCCUGGCAUCUACUCUGCCAAUGAUCCUGGUAUUCUAUUUGACUUGUACAAUGGCGUCACAUCCUAUACAAUUCCAGGACCACCGGUGUGGGAUGGCACUUCAUCAGGCACCGACCCGGUCCCUCCUACGGCACCGACUCCAACUACGCUCCAAACCUCCGUCAUUCCAGCAACCACUUUGACUACUUCGACCACUUCAGCCCCGUCAACCGAUUCUCCUCCCCCUGCCACUUCAAGCACAGCACCCCCAACUGGUGGUGUCAUUGUCGGCGAAUGGUUGCAAUGCGGAGGACUUGAAUACGUGGGCCCAACGACGUGUGCCGCUGGUCUCACCUGCAAGGAAUGGAAUCCUUACUAUGCACAGUGUGUCUCACCAUCAAUUCUUUGAUCCAACACACCUUUCUGCCCGUGUGUCGUCUGGUAUGAUCGCUGCUCGUUCACCCACGAAAGGAUGAUCUGUCAACUCCCCCCGACUUGUCGGGAGUCAUCAACAAGCUGUAAGAGCACUGUCAUGCCCUGCUCUGACACCGCAGUCUCCCUAUUGACAAGCGCGGGCUCUCCUGCACCAUUCGUGGCCUUUGGUUGAAAUUUUGAAGGCUCAGUCAAUCACGUAGAUCUUGAUUGGUUUCUAUUUAUACACAGUCGUAUAUGUCAGUAUCUACAAUGUAACAGUCAGUUCCCUGCUUUAAUGUCC